GGGUUGGGGUCAAGAUUUUACCGUGCCCCUCAAAAAAUUUUACGGACCGGCCGCGUUUGCGGGGCCUGUUCGGGCGGGAUUUUCAGCGCCGACCCGCAUUUUAACGGUUAUUUUGCAGAUCGGAGCUUUUUGCAGGGUCUGCUAGAGACGCUCUUAGAAAGUUAUACUACGAACUGGUACUUUGAAGGAUCUACUAUUUGUAUCGUGAGUUUGUGACACAGAUGCUGAUAGGCUGCAGCAUAGGUUAUUUGAAGCAUAAAGUAGUUGUGCAUGGAUGGUUAUUCUUGUUGUAACACCCACUUGGAAGCUAUGCUUUAUCUGAACUGAUGGGUAAGACGGCAUUUCUGUUCUCUGCAUCUGCAAAGGUAGCACCUGGCAUCUCUUUAAAUACCUAAGAUAUCGUUUAUGUUAUACUAAGCAUAAUCUGUACCAUGGAUGUGAGAAAUUGAUGCCUUCCUUGCUCUCUUGUACUACUUCUUACUGCCGCAAAGCCAAGUCUGCAGUUUACAUCCCCUGAAAGCAAUGUCAGAGAACACCAUAGAGUUGUGCCAAAAAUGGGAUAGUCGAAUGCUCUAAUUUGAGAAUGGUCCCCUUCAAAAAUUUAUUUUAUCUGAGAUUGGUCAAUGUGGACUGGAAUGGUCAUAUCAUAGCCUGAUGCCUCGUGGAAGUGGGUAGAUAGAGCACGGGACAUGCAUGUACAGGACACUGGCUCAAUGCUCUUUUGGUUAUGGUGAUCAUUCUAUGGAAAAUGAGGAUUGGUUUAGACUGAUAAAUGAAGUUACCUUGUGUGAAAUUAAGGCAUGCACACCUACGAGUGUUCUUUUAUAGGCUCCUAGCAGCAUUUUCACUUGUGCGUGUCACUUGGAUUCUUACAUAAGGAUUGCAACAAGUGACAAGGAAAUCAAGAACAGCUCAAGACCAUGGAGGCACCGAGAAAUCACGGCGCGCCAUGCCUGCUCCUUCUGCUGGCACUAGCUGCCCAAUGGUGCAGUGUCUCGACGGCGAGCUGCAGCUUCACGAUAUCCAACUACUGCACUCACACCAUCUGGCCGGGGACGAUGGCCGGCGCGGGCACGCCGCAGCUGCCCACGACGGGGUUCAGGCUAGACCCCGGGCAGACCGUGCGGAUCCCGGCGCCGGCCGGUUGGUCCGGCCGGAUAUGGGCGCGCACGGGGUGCAACUUCAGCACCGACGGCUCAGGCGCGGCCGCCGGCGCGGUCGCGUGCCAGACCGGCGACUGCGGUGGUGGACACAUGGAGUGCGGCGGCACGGGCGGGAAGCCGCCAGCGACGCUCUUCGAGAUCACGCUGGGGAAGGGCGGCCCCGCCGACCAGGACUUCUAUGACGUGAGCCUCGUCGACGGGUACAACCUGCCCGUCGUCGCCGUCCCGCGGGCGCGGCAGGGCAGCUGCAAUGCCACCGGCUGCGCCGCCGACCUCAACCUCUCAUGUCCCAAGGAGCUGCAGGUGGCCGGCGGCAAUGGUGGCGGCCCGGUGGCAUGCCAGAGCGCGUGCGAGGCGUUCACGCAGGACAAGUACUGCUGCAGUGGCGCCUACGCGACGCCGGACACCUGCAGCCCGACGGCCUACUCGUCCGUCUUCAAGUCGGCGUGCCCGCGGGCCUACAGCUACGCCUACGACGACGGCAGCAGCCUCUUCACCUGCAACGCCGUCGACUACACCAUCGCGUUCUGCCUCCCUCCAGCCGGGUUGAACAUGCCUGCUGAUGCUAACGGUGCUCCUCCUGCUGACAACAAUGGUGGUGGAAGCGCAUACGUGCCGCCCCCGACAGGCAACAGCGGGGCUGGGAGCGUCUACCAGCCACCCCCUGCAGGUAACAAUGGUGCCGGAAGUGCCUACCAGCCGCCUCCAACAGGCAACAAUGGCGUCGGAAGUGCCUACCAGACACCUCCGACUGGCACCAAUGGCAUUGGAAGCACCUACGAGACACCCUUGGCUAGCAGCAAUGGCGUCGGAAGUGCCUUCCAGCCGCCCCUGACGGGCGACGACAAUGGCGUGAGAAGCGCCUACCAGCCGGGGAUGACCCCGUCGUCGGCGAGCACGCGAUACGGUCAGCUAUGGUUUCUGCUACCUGCAGCGCUCGUGUUCUUUAAAUGAUCAAUCUCCAUGAAAGGCCAGCCAGUGUUUCAUGUCGAGCCGGCCUUCGAGCUUCCGAAUACAUGAGGGAUUGGAUGAUCUUAGGCGCGGAAGAAAGAAGAGGCUCGAAGCAGAGUACAUCCAAGCAUAGAUCUUGUAGGAGUUUCUGACAGAUUCACAGUAGUCGCAACUUAAAACCCUCCUGUAUUCAGUAACUAGAUAGUACUGGUGGUGCAGAUUGGGGGAGAUGUAAAUAUUGGCUUCUUUCAUGUAGACCAACAAUGAAAUCUACUCCAGUAGUACAAAUUGUAUACUCAUUAAUUCCAUUAUUAAUAAGGAAUGGUAUACUCAUUAAUUCCAUUAUUAA
Aegilops tauschii subsp. strangulata is the source of this 2463-nucleotide messenger RNA. Its product is annotated as thaumatin-like protein 1b. The record is from RefSeq and is a predicted model, not a curated record. Lineage: Eukaryota; Viridiplantae; Streptophyta; Magnoliopsida; Poales; Poaceae.